Nannizzia gypsea CBS 118893 is the source of this 606-nucleotide messenger RNA. RefSeq lists its product as hypothetical. The transcript has 2 exons. Bases 1 to 606 code for a protein of 201 amino acids. NCBI's taxonomy places the organism in Eukaryota, Fungi, Ascomycota, Eurotiomycetes, Onygenales, Arthrodermataceae. The record is from RefSeq and is a predicted model, not a curated record.
AUGAGGUUGCUAUCUGUCCUGCUCGCCGUUACCAGCGCGGCCUCUGCUGCAGCCAUGCUACAGGCAGAGCUCUUCUACCAGCCAGUCGCCGCAUCCUCGAAACCAGUCGAGCUCGCGCAAAUAAGCUACGAUCCAGCGACUCUGCGGGCCAAAGUCAUAUCCUACUCGCCUCCUGGCUCCUCUAGCCCAGAAACAGCAGGCGGAGAUCAGAUCCGCAUCGGCACAUCGCCUCAGUCCAGCAGCUGGACCGGCGUCCUGGCCUCCCGCGCCCUCCUCCAGCCGUCUCCUUCCAGCAGCCAUUCGCCUAUUCUCUCACUCUAUCUCGAUGCCGAGGACCGCGUAUAUCAUGUUGGAGUCUCGUCUUCGUCGCCGUUGACAUCCGCAGACGGCCAUAAAAACCAGGCAGGGAAGCCUUCGCACGUGAAGGUUCACCUUGUCCGAUCUCAACCAGCUGCUGUGCCACAGUUGAACAGGCCCGUUGUAAGAAGGGCAGACGAUGCAGACGAAGAGCAGGUGGAGAUUCCCCUGAUGAACUCACUGCUUCAGAAGUACUGGUGGCUUUUGCCCAUUGUCUUUCUGCUAGCCGUAGGAGGCGGCGGUUCUUGA